Molecule: messenger RNA, 1860 nt
Organism: Vespa mandarinia (Asian giant hornet)
Lineage: Eukaryota; Metazoa; Arthropoda; Insecta; Hymenoptera; Vespidae
Source: RefSeq, a predicted model, not a curated record
CUUUCUUGUUUGAGUAGCUGAAGAAGACUGCUGGACUUUCAUUUCGUGCCGCAAAGAAGAUAAAUUUGCUUCAUUUCGAAUCAAUGAAGGUGAAAUAAAUUGAUCAGACGAUCAAAUCCAAAAAAUUGGAUUGCAAUAUAGAUCAAUCUUCGAUUUGUUGGUCUUUUUAAAGAAGAUGAAGAGGAGUAGUUCUAGUCUUGGAAGUAAUGAUGAGAGGCGAAAAGAAUUGCGCAAAGAUGAUCAUAACAGUCAACCACAUUCAAGAUUGGAGGAAGGAAGACAGAGACGAAGACAACAAUGGUUAAUUCAGCAAGAACUAGAAAGAGAACAUGAAAGAUUAAAACAAAAAAUGAUAUUAGAAUAUGAAUUAAAACGAGUUCGUGAACAAGGCGCAAGUCACAGCAGAGGAAGAUUAACGGAUGAAAGUAAUAGUAAAAGUAGAACUAGAGAUAGAUCUUUAGAAAAUGUAUGUAUAAAAAAUGCUACAGCUACAAGUUCUAAAUCACCAGCUAUACCAGGGAAAUCAAAUACUUCAUGUGGUACAACAUCCCUAUUCAAAGGUCCAGAAGGAAUUCAAAUAAGCGAAAAAGAACUUCAUUGUAUAAAAGUAGAUAUUCAUAGAAAUAUACCUGUGAAAGGACAAAUAAGUGAAUUGCAACGGGACAUUAUUAAUCCUGAGGAUGUAAUCAUAAUAAGAAGAAGCGGAUAUAGUUCACUUCAAAUGCAACGCUGGAUUAUGAAUUAUUCAUACAGAGAAGGAUCGAAGCCUAUAUUUGAGCGAGAAGAAAUAGAGAGUACUUCCAAGAAAGUUGAAGAAAUUAAAGAACGUCGUACGGUGACAGCUGUAGAAAGUGGAGAUUCAGUUAACAGGUCAAAAUCCUUUAGAAGACGCUCUCCAUCCUCUAAUUCAUUACGACACCGUAGUCAACGUUCUUCAUCUUAUCGAUCCAAAUCCAAAGAUUCAAAAGAUUCAAGUUAUAAAUUUGAUCGUUAUACUAGCAGAACAAGUGAUGGAGGUCAAAGAAGAGAAAGAAGAAGAGAAAGAAGUAGAGAAAGAAGUAAAGAAAGAAGAAACAAAUACAAGGGAGACGAUCGUUCAAGCGGCAGAUACAGAUCAUCUCGAAAUAGAGAGAGCCCAUUUCAAGAAUAUAGAGAUCAUCGACGUGAUUCUUAUUCCAAGCAAGAUUUUCGUCAUAGAAAUGAAUCGCGUAAGGAAGAGGGAAGCAAUAGCAGCAAUAAAUCCAGAAAUCGUCCAGUAGGUAACAGAGAAAGGGAAAGAAGGUCUAGAUCUCGUUCUAGUAGAUCUCGUUCUAGAUCUCAUUCUAGAUCCAGAGAUAAUAGGUACAGGGAGCGACAAAUGGUACCAUGCCAUCCAUUCAACCAGGUGCCUUAUCCUGUUUAUUAUGGGCCACGACCUAUGAUGGUAGAACCAAUAAUGUCGAUUAGGGGCCGAAUUCCUAUGGCUACAGGCAGAUUACCUCAUCCGCUAAUAAGACAAAUAAGACCAUUUCCACCUCGUAUUAUACCACCCAACGUAUAUAGAUUAGGUCCCCCACCUAAUUACAGAUUUGGACCAAUGUUUUAAUGUGAAAAAUUACAAGAGGAACGAUAUUUUAACCUUUACUUUUAUACAAUACAUAUAUUUUAUCUUACGUUUAUUAUUUAUAUGUGCCUUAGCAGUACAUUUUUAAUGUUAAUUUUAAACAAUUCUCUUUUAAAUUUUUAUUAUUUUGUUUAAAUGCGAUAAUCUAGAGAGUUAGAUUUUUAUCAUCUUUUUGUGGAUAAAAUAAGUGUAUCGUGAUAUAUAAAUGUGUUUAUUUAAAAACAAUAAAUGACGAUCGAUAAUUUGAUUAAAUUUAA